Mirounga angustirostris (Northern elephant seal) is the source of this 3659-nucleotide messenger RNA. RefSeq names its product G protein-coupled receptor kinase 4 (gene GRK4). The record is from RefSeq and is a predicted model, not a curated record. Bases 1948 to 3561 code for a protein of 537 amino acids. Gene Ontology annotation, biological process: regulation of signal transduction; signal transduction; protein phosphorylation. Gene Ontology annotation, cellular component: cytoplasm. NCBI's taxonomy places the organism in Eukaryota, Metazoa, Chordata, Mammalia, Carnivora, Phocidae. Gene Ontology annotation, molecular function: G protein-coupled receptor kinase activity; ATP binding. The transcript has 21 exons.
GCUCAGGGCCUGACGUAGGGCUCGGUCCCUGACGUAGGGCUCGGUCCCAUGAGCCUGAGAUCAUGACCUGAGCCGAAAUCAAGUCAGACACUUAACCCACUGAGCCACCAGGUGCCCCCAGAUGUCCCCCUUUUUAAGGACACUAGUCACAUUGGAUUAGGAGCUACCUGAAUGAUCUCAUUUUAACUUGAUUACCUCCAUAAAGACCCUGUCUCCAAAUAAGAUCAUAUUCUGAAGGGUGGGGGUUAGCUGAGGGUUAGGACUCUAAAAUAUCUUUUUUGAGGAGGUGCAAAUUUAACCCAUAACAAAUUCAACCCAUAAAAUAGAUAAAGGCAACCUAUGGAGGGGCACCUUCAAACCUUUGGGCCUUCAAAUGCUGUGGCCCCACAUCACUGUCUACUUUUUGGGACACAAUAUACUGCCCUAGUGGACUGUGCCUCUUGUUUUUACUCUGCUCAGGUUUUAGGAUCUGUGGAGGGUCUUCUGUGUAAAUAGCUGGGGUCGUGCCAACCACAUUGAUAAAGGCUAUGGUCACAUGACCAAAUUUGGGUGCUCUUCCUUUUCUUGCCUGAUAUCUUCCCCACUGGUCUUCCUGUCUUGACAUGGUAUGGUGAGCGCCACUCAACUCAUCUUGAGACUGCACCUGGAUGGGACAGCUCAGAAAAUUGGAGCUAGACUUUGCUGUGAUGUGUCAAUGGAGACUUUUGGAAUCAAGGACAGCUUACUGAGGGGCAGGAUUGGCUGCUCCAGUUCACUAGCAUGUGUGCCCCAAGCCUGCUGCUAUGAAAAAAAAAAAAAAACCUGCUAUGAAGUGAAUAUUUGUGUCCUCUCCCAAUUUAAUUAUUGAAGCUGUAAUCACCAGUGUGAUGGUAUUUGGAGGUAGGGCCUUUGAAAGGUAAUCAUGGUUACAUCAGGUUAUAAGGGUGGGCCCUCAUGAUGGAAUUAAUGUCCUUAUUAAAAAGGAGAGGCACACAAUCUCUGUGUUCAAGUGCAUGUAGCAGGGAAAGGCCCAGGAGGACAUAAUGGAAGAUAGCCAUCUACAAACCAGGAAGGGCCCUCACCAGUCACCAAAUCUGCCAGAAUUUCAAGCCUCCAGAACUCUGACAAAACCCAUGCAAGGAAGAAGAUAGGGGAGUGAAACAUACAAAGUAUUGGGAGAAAAACCCACCAAUCUAGAAUUCUACACCCUGUGAAAUUUCCUCCAAAAGUGAGAAGAAAUGAAGACUUUCUCAGACAAACAGAAACUGAGGGAAUUUGUUGCCAGUAGAUCUGCCUUGCAAGAAACGUUAAAAGAAGUUGUUCAGAGAGAAAGAAAAUUAUAUAUUCAGAAACUUGGAUCUACAUAAAGGAAGAGCAUUGGAGAAUGAAUACGUGAAGGAAGCUAUGGCAAAAAAAGUGGUCGUAGUAAAAAAUGGAGGGAAAUGCUGAAGCUGCCCCCUGUCAGCCAGUGCAGCGAGCUUAGACAUUCCAUUGGCUCUGUGCCCAGCGUGGGGAGCCCAAUGUGGGGCUUGAACUCACAACCCUGAGAUCAAGAGUUGGAUGCUUGCUUAACUGACUGAGACACCCAGGCACCCUCUUUGACCAUUUUUUAAUUGGAUUGUUUAUCUUUUCAUUGUUGAAAUAAAAGGAUUAUAGCAGUCUUUGUGACAAGCAACCAAUAGGAAGACUUCUCUUCAGGGAAUUCUGUGAUACACAACAUGAUCUAAAAGGAUGCAUUGAAUUCCUGGAUGCAGUGUUACCUGCGGUCAGCUGGAGUCUGGAAGCAGAUGAUCCUCCUUCCAACAAAUGGGUACCCAGCCAGUUCUGGAUGUCAGAGAAUUCGAAACACCGUGAAGUCAGUGAAGAAGCUCCACUACUAUUUUUCUUUGUUCUCCUCUCUACCGUCAGGCGGAAUAUGAAGUGGCUGCGGAUGAGGACCGGAGAAACUGUGGACUGCAAAUCUUAGACAUGUUCUUCGGUGCCGAGUCAGCAGUCCAUUUACCAGAAAUACCUUCCUGUGUUUUGAGAGAAUGUCGUUUGAGACUGAAGCAGAACCCCGGCAAGGACGACUUUGAGGAAUGCACCAGAAUUAUCCAUAACUAUUUAAGUGGAGAACCAUUUGGAGAAUACCAAGAAAGCCCAUAUUUUUCUCGAUUUCUACAGUGGAAAUGGCUGGAAAGGCAACCAGUGACAAAGAACACAUUUAGGCAUUACAGAGUUCUUGGAAAAGGCGGAUUUGGUGAGGGAGACGAUCCCUGCUUCCCUGGGUGGUUGCGAGCAGCAGAGGAAUGUUCGUGUUCAGCUGAGAGUGCAGAGUCUGGCUCCCUCGCCUCUUCUCCCUUCUCUUUCUUCGACUUGGCAAUUCCACUUAGAAGAAUUUGUCUUAAGUUAACGGUUUGUGCCUGUCAAGUGCGAGCUACAGGAAAGAUGUAUGCGUGUAAGAAGCUAGAGAAAAAAAGAAUAAAGAAGAGGAAAGGUGAAGCCAUGGCUCUCAACGAAAAGAGAAUCCUAGAAAAAGUGCAUAGCAGAUUUGUAGUUAGUUUGUCCUACGCUUAUGAAACCAAAGAUUCCUUGUGCUUGGUGCUAACCAUUAUGAAUGGAGGGGACUUGAAGUUUCACAUCCACAACCUGGGCAACCCUGGCUUUGAUGAGCAGAGAGCUAUUUUCUAUGCUGCCGAGCUGUGCUGUGGCUUGGAGGAUUUACAGAGGGAAAGAAUUGUGUACAGAGACUUAAAGCCUGAGAAUAUUCUCCUCGAUGACCGUGGAGGAGGAGGUAGGACACAGACGUGCACAGAGGGAAGAGGCUGUGAAUACACGGGGCACAUCCGGAUCUCAGACCUGGGUUUAGCCACGGAGAUCCCGGAAGGGGGGACCAUCCGAGGAAGAGUGGGUACCGUCGGCUACAUGGCUCCUGAAGUUAUCAAUAAUGAACACUAUACAUUUAGUCCUGAUUGGUGGGGACUUGGCUGUCUGAUAUAUGAAAUGAUUGAGGGACAUUCUCCAUUCAGAAAAUUCAAAGAGAGAGUCAAGCGAGAGGAGGUGGACCAAAGAGUGAGGAAGGAUACCGAGCAGUAUUCGGAGAAGUUUUCGGAGGACGCCAAGUCUCUCUGCAAGAUGUUACUCACCAAGAAUCCCAAACAGCGGCUGGGCAGCAAGGCUGGAGUGGCAGAAGUGAAGGCUCAUCCCGUGUUCAAGGACAUUAAUUUCAAGAGGCUGGAAGCAAAUAUGUUAGAUCCGCCUUUCUGUCCUGAUCCGCAGGCCAUUUACUGUAAGGACGUCGUGGAUAUCGAGCAGUUCUCCACCGUGAGAGGAGUCCACCUGGACACCACAGAUGACACAUUCUACAGUCAGUUUGCUACGGGCUGUGUCUCCAUCCCCUGGCAGAACGAGAUGAUCGAAUCGGGUUGUUUUAAGGACAUCAAUGAAGAGGAGCCUGAAGAACACACGGUGUUGAAUAUAGAAGAGAAAACGUAUCACCCGGUUCCCAAACCGAAGAGAGGCUUCUUCUACAGACUCUUCAGGAGAGGGGGCUGCAUUAGCGGUGGCCCCAGCGAGAAGGAAGAGUUGCCCGCAAAUCUGUGACCACUCACUGCAGAGCCCGACCCAGCGCCGAGGAGCCCGUGCUCAGCGUUCCGUCCUGUCCCUGAGCCGCAAUAAACAUGUGACACAGCUUAACACGA